CAAUACAUAUUAUGUUUAACGCGAUCUUAUUUAGUGUAAAGUGUAGUGCAUAUUAUAGCGGAAACACGUUUUACAUGUAAACAUCACGUUCAAUAACAAAUUUUCUAUACAACGAAAGCACAUGUGCGCACUAUAAGUUUACAUUUUUCGCGCAUACGUGGAACAAACAUGGCAGAAUCAAAGGAACGGAACAUUACUAGAAAGAUUAUCAUUGCCGUGGAUGGCAGUCAAAUUUCUAUGGAUGCGUUCAAAUGGUAUGCGGAAAGAUUACAUCAAGAAGGAGACUAUGUUGUCGUUUUAUAUACCCCUGAAUUCAGGAAUCUUACUCAUGUUUCUGUGAUGGCUGCCGACAUGUCAUUAGUACAAAAGAUUGUGGAUGAUGAAAAACAAAGAACUGACGCUCUUCUCAAGAAAAUGAGAGAACUCAUGAAAACGUCCGAGGUACAAGGCGAAGCCAAGCAGUCGCAAGGAGACCCCGGAGAACAGAUCGUAGAAGCAGCCAAUGAGCUUGAUGCAAGUUUGAUUAUAACUGGAAGUCGUGGCCUUGGAACUUUGAGACGUACCUUCCUUGGCAGCGUCAGUGAUUACGUGGUACACCACGCCCACAUUCCUGUUCUCGUGUACAAGCCUGAACACAAAGAAUGAGUUAAUUUUUACUUCAGGGGAACUCGGGUCAAAUAAGUAUCUCGGAAAACGACAAAAAUUUGGAGAAAUGUACAUUUUAUCUUUUAAUUGUUCUCUUAUGAACAUAUGUGUAUAUAUAUAUAUUUCAACGGCAUUUAUGUGUUCAGGGCAGAGUGUGUGUUGCAUAAAGUGGACCAGAGUAGCUACAUUACAUAGAUUUGUGUUCGUGAGCAUUUGACAUUUAUAUUCCGACAUUCUAGUGGGAUAAGCAAAUGUAUUGUUAUUUGAAAUGUUUGCUAAUUUGUUGUUUUAGUAAUGUGCCAUAUACUUGUACAUAAGAGGACCAUUUGAUGGAAAUGACUGUGUGUAUAAUUUCUGAAAUUAAAUACAUAGUUGAAAUAGA
Messenger RNA from Mercenaria mercenaria, 1027 nucleotides. RefSeq names its product universal stress protein YxiE-like. Lineage: Eukaryota; Metazoa; Mollusca; Bivalvia; Venerida; Veneridae. The record is from RefSeq and is a predicted model, not a curated record. The transcript has 4 exons. Bases 169 to 645 code for a protein of 158 amino acids.